AUGCAAAUUCAAUUUGCUUCAUUCUAUUCACAGGAAUUAAACCAAACAUUUCCAGUGGGGCUUGGAGAUGUAGAUGUUAUCGUUAACAGUCUUAUUGAAUGUUUAGAAAAAGGAAGAAAUCAGACUGAACACUCUUCACCAUCUAUUUACAUGAUUCCUAGAACCUUUAGGAAUCAAAACAAAAAUUCAUUCAAGCCUCGGAUGGUCUCUAUUGGGCCUCUGCACAGAAAAGAUGAAAAUCUACAGGCAAGUGAAGAAGAAAAAGCCACUCAUGUGGUCAGUCUAUUAAGUCGUUUAGAUUCCACACAAAAGGAAACACUACAAGCAUGUGCUCGAAUGGUGAAUGCUUCAAUAGACCAAAUCAGGUCUUGUUAUGCCGAGGCAAUAAGCUACAAUAACAUCGAACUUGCCGAAAUGAUGGUUAUGGAUGGUUGUUUCAUACUCGAAUUCUUGUACAGGAUUAAGAAAUGUGAAGAAUCAAAAAUGGGAAAUGUGCUGUUUGUCCAGUUUACAUUUUAUGAUCUUGUGCUGCUAGAAAACCAAAUCCCCUUCGAUGUCCUAAAGAAAAUCUUUGAGUGCACUAUUUCUAAAUUUGAUCAAACAACAUCUCUUAUUGAUCUUAUCCAUGUAGCUAUAGAACAUGUUAACCCUUUUAAAGAGCACAAACUUAAGAGCAACUCAAAUGCCACUCACCAUCAUAUUCUUGGCCUUCUCCAUGAAUGUUACCAGUAUCAGUACCAAAAAGCUAAGUCAUUAGAAUUUUCAAAUUCAAGAUUUCCCUCAGCUGUAGAACUGGACAGGGCAGGGGUGAACUUUAACCGUGUCCGAGAUACAGAAUGGCCAUUGGUAAUGGAGGUGAAAAAAUAUAGGUUGCCAUGCUUUUCUUUCCCCUGGGGUAGGCCUACUCUCAUAAUGCCAGUAUUGGAUGUUAAUGAUUUCACUGAGUUGGUUUUAAGAAACCUCAUCGCGUAUGAACUACUGAUGCAUUCUAAACACAUAAGCCAGUAUAUUACAUCAUAUGCCUUUGCCAUGGAUAUGCUAAUUGAUAAUGAAGAGGACAUUGCUAAAUUAGUAAAAUCAAAAGUCCUUGUUAACAAUAUAGGCUCAAACCAAGAGGCUGCAAAUAUGAUAAAUAGCAUAUGCAAAGAAGUUGCCUUGAAAGAUUUUUUUUACUCAGAUCAAUGGAAGGAAUUGAAUCACCACUACAAUGGUUACUGGUCAAAAUAUGUUGCAUGGUUGAGGCGUACUUAUUUCAACAAUCCAUGGAAUAUAAUUGCUCUACUAGCUGGAGUCUUCUUGUUUGUUCUUGCCGUGCUUCAGACCAUCUUUACCAUUAACCCAGCCAAAAGGGACAAAUAG
Messenger RNA from Helianthus annuus (common sunflower), 1359 nucleotides. Its product is annotated as putative UPF0481 protein At3g02645. Bases 1 to 1359 code for a protein of 452 amino acids. NCBI's taxonomy places the organism in Eukaryota, Viridiplantae, Streptophyta, Magnoliopsida, Asterales, Asteraceae. The record is from RefSeq and is a predicted model, not a curated record. The transcript has a single exon.